Messenger RNA from Serendipita indica DSM 11827, 1218 nucleotides. The record is from the annotation of a GenBank genome assembly. NCBI's taxonomy places the organism in Eukaryota, Fungi, Basidiomycota, Agaricomycetes, Sebacinales, Serendipitaceae.
AUGAGUGCACAAACGGGACUCUCGAGACGGCGUGUCGCUGCAGCGUCGAGUUCAAACGACGUCGACGACGAAGAGGACGUGCGGAGACCACCAAUCUCGACGACAACGUCGACGACGAGUGAAGCAAAUGGAUCGCGUGCGGUCCAUGCUGGAACGGCGCUCGCAGGCGGGUCCAAAGUCGCGUACGAUCCUCGAGACCUCGUUGGCGCAUCGGGCAGUGGAGCAGAUGAAGAAGGGACGAGUCCUCGGUUGACUCUUUUAGAGGAGAUUUUACUGUUGGGUAUCAAAGAUCGUGCGGGUUAUCUUUCUUUUUGGAAUGAUAACAUCUCGUAUGCACUACGUGGAUGUAUCCUCAUCGAACUCGCACUCCGCCGGAGAAUCGCCAUGGUCAAGGAUCCUGCGAGAAGGCGGCUGCCACUUGCUGAACGACAAAUCGAAGUUGUCUCGGACCGACAAACGGGCGAAACCAUUCUUGACGAGGCCCUAAAGGCCAUGAAGGCGCAGCAAGACGGUCCCGGCGGCGGUGUGCCUGGGGAGAAAAUGUCUGUGGGAAGUUGGGUCGAUCUCUUUAGUGGCGAGACAUGGAACGUGAUGAAGAUUGGCUUCCAACUAAAACAAGUACGCGAACGACUUGCAAAAGGCCUCGUGGACAAGGGCAUACUUCGAACGGAGAAGCGAAAUUUCCUACUAUUCGACAUGGCCACGCACCCUGUCGCAGAUGCCGCGGUUAAAGAAUCUAUCAUGUCACGCGUCGUGGCGUUGUUGACGGCCCGAACGACAACGAUCCCCGCCGCUGCAUUACCAGGAGCAGCUAUCAAGGGAUCCUUUUCUUCUUCAAGUGUUCAGCCGAACAUUGCGUUUCCCAUCACACGCACGGUUGCUUUAGUAUGUGCGGCUUACGCGGCAUCGGUCUUGGACAAUGCACUCAUUCGUCUUGGGUACGACGAACGCGAGGCGGCGUUUUCGCGAUGCGAUGAUCUGCUCAACGAGUUUACGGCAUGGCCUCUCGGUUCCGGGAGUAAUAGUACGAGUAUGGGUACAGCACGAAGACCGAUUGCGAGUGGGAGCGGAGCCGGUCCGACACCUCGAGAGCUCAUCGGCGGGCUUGUGCAAGCUGUCCGGGGAGAGCUGGCUGCUGGGAAAGAGGGCGACGACCUGCAUUUCGAGAUUAUCGUCACAGUGUUUGAAAUCUUUAGCAGGAUGGACAGCCUCCUGUAG